ACUGUGCAUAUUUAAAAGUUUACUUAAGUUGCGUCUCGAAACUUUAUCAACUCUGCUAACUGCUUUAGUUGCGGUGCAGUUUUGAUUUCCUCACUCUAGCGCGUAGCUAUAGCAGGGCACUGUCGCGUGGCCGUGGAGCCAGCAUUCUAGUAGCAGCCGAGAGCCGAAUAAUAAGGUGCAGGAGCUUUUUGUGGGUUGUGGUGGAAGGCGGGACCCACGCCCCCCGCCCGGUCGGCGCCCCCAGUGUCCCGCAGACCGCGUCCCCACGCGCACGCGCCACACUGCGCGGGACCGACACGCAUGCCGGGGCCCACGGCCAGCACUCGACAAUACGCAAAAACAGAAACAUUCACUCUCAAAUGGGAGUCUUUGAAGACAGAGCACCGGGUAUGCACUGGCAACAAAGCGAGCGGUACCUGUCAAGCGCGUACGAACCAGGGGCCGAGUCCCCCGUCCCGCACGCCAGCACCCCCGACAGCCCCCGCGACUGCACCUCGUGCCGCAAGAGGGAGCCCCCGGACGAGUCCCCGGCGCCCCCGGCCGAGGACGCCUGCGCGGGCUGCGGCACCCGCAUCACUGACAGAUACUACCUCCUGGCUCUGGAGCGACGCUGGCACACGCCCUGCCUGCGCUGCUGUGAGUGCAAGAUGACUCUGGACUCCGAGCAGCGGUGUUACUCGCGGGAUAGCAAUAUCUUCUGCAAGAAUGAUUAUUUCAGGCUAUUCGGCUCGAAGCGGUGUGCGCGGUGCCAGGCGACCAUCUCCGCGUCGGAGCUGGUGAUGAGAGCGCGAGACCUGGUGUUCCACGUGCACUGCUUCUCUUGCGCGCUGUGCAGCACCCCGCUCACGAAGGGAGACACCUUUGGGAUACGGGAGUCGGCCGUGUAUUGCAGGUUACACUACGACACGAUGCCUGAAUACGGUCCCCACAUGGGGGUGCCGGGGCCGCCGCAAGUGUGCCCGGGGCCGUACUCGGGCGCGCCCCCCGGCCCGCACUACCCCCCUUACCACUCCCCCGAGUUCACCCGGGUGGAGCCCGACAUACCUAAAGGACCCUUCUACAACGGCGUCGCGGCGCCACCGCCCCGCCAGAAAGGAAGGCCGAGGAAAAAAAAGCCGAAAGACCAAGACCUCAUGACUGCAAAUCUUGAUUUGAACCCGGAGUACCUGGAGAUGGGGUUCCGCGGCGGCGGCGGGCUGGGCUCGUCGUCGCGCACCAAGCGCAUGCGGACCAGCUUCAAGCACCACCAGCUGCGCACCAUGAAGUCCUACUUCGCCAUCAACCACAACCCCGACGCCAAGGACCUCAAACAGCUCAGCCAGAAGACCGGCCUGCCCAAGCGAGUGCUACAGGUCUGGUUUCAAAAUGCGCGAGCGAAAUGGCGGCGGAUGCUGACGAAGCAGGGGAACAAGAUGCCGGAGAAGUGUUCCCCAGACGCGUCGCUGGAGAUGGACAUGUACCACGGGCCCAUGGGCUCCAUCCAGUCGCUGCCGGCGCACAGCCCCGCCUACAGCGUGAUGGGCGGCCCGCCCAGCCCCAACUCCAUGGACUGUCCCUAGCGGUACUUCCUGGCCCUGGCGCGGCGCUGAUGCCGCCCGCCCCGCGCCGCCCGCGCGCCCCGCACCCCCCGCGUGCCUGCACUCUGCUGCUGAACACCGUACUGUCGUAGCACGUACUUAAUGAUCGAAUAAAUAAUGCGUUCAAAGGACACUAUUCAUUGGUUGGAAAGAAAUAAUAAUUAUUUUCAAAAAUAAUUUGAUCCGUCCAGAAAAGGCGACAUGUUUUGAUAUGGUAUGAAAAUUUGAAAGGAUGUUGUGAGUUGUGACCCGACUUGAUUUUAACAAAGACAUUGAUAGCAAAUAGCAAUAUUUGCAACAUUCAUUGAUUAGACUAAGAUGUAAUUACGAGUUGUGAGUUCAAAUCAAAUGACAAAACUGCGGUAGUUGUUAUGUUUAGUCGAGCUAAACGAAACGUUGGAAAAAUUAUUAAUUAAUAUAUCUUUAUUUAUUUAUUGAAUAAUGAAAAUUAAUGUAUGUAGCGUUAAGUUGAUUAGUGAAAUGUGAAAAUAAUUUCCAGUAGUGAUUAAGUAAGAACGUAAUGUAGAGACGGUUGGUUGUGUGGUCGCUUGUAGAAAUUCAUACUGGAGACCAAGAAGUUCAUGUACCUAAGUAUUACAGGUACUUAGAAUUUUGUAAUAAAUUGAGGAUAAAUGGUAAAUUAAUGAAGUUGAAUGAAAUAGAAAAGGUCGAACUGAUAGCACGGUAAAUACGGUAAUAAAACCACUUGGAUGCCUGAUUUGUCGAACAAUCAAGUUGAUUUUACAAAUUUUUAUUUUGAUUCCGCUAUACUAUGGCUCCUAUUUGUAGAUUCAGAAAUGAAUGUGGUCCACCGUUUUUGCUCACGGGUGCAUAACAACGCAGACUGUAGGUAGGCUGUAGGACACUAUCUUAUUGUACUAAACUACCACUUUCUGUUACAAUAUUUUACUUAUUGAGAAUACUUCAUAAAUUAUGAUUAAAUUUGUCUGGAAUAAUGAUUAUUGAUUACGUAACUCGAGAGGACUCGAGUCAUAUAUUGUACCUAUAAUGCUAUCGAGUAAAGGGAUAAGUAUAUUUAAAGUUUUAGAACUUGUACAUAUUGAUUUUUUUAAGUAUAAGUAAUAUACAGAUACAGGGUGAAAUUUAAUCAGUGCUCUAGCCGAUGAUCAAUUUACUUUAACUAGGGUGAGUUGGCCUACAGUGGAUCAGUGUUUCUUCAAAACAUCAUCAUUCAGAAAGUUACACUAACUUAUCAAGUUUUUGCCGAAAUAAGAAUCCUCUAGUGGUAGUAAGUAGUUCUGAAGUUAUAAAGAGACAUUUAUCCACGUAGUAUUUUUUACUAAUGCCUACAUAGGAUUCAGUAUAUGUAGCUGCUAAAUUAACCACAAACUGUGUAUUUUUGUAUUUAACCUAUAAUUUAAACAGUGAAAAAAGCGAAUUCAAAGGUUUUUCAUAAGCCUUUUUAUUAAUUAAUAAAAUAGAAUUUGCCUUCCUAUUUCCCAUCAAAAUAUCGUUGUUAGGUCCAAGUGUAGGUUUGUCUAAACCGAUCUAGAAAUGAAUUUCGACAAAAAUUUGUAUGACGCGGAGCACAAACGUAUGCCGCUAGGUGGCGACUCUCCCGCGCCAUACAAAUUUGCGUUUACUCGCCAAUACUCGACCGGAGUAAAAACUCGCACUUCCCACGCUGUAUCAACAACCUUAAUAACUUUAUUUUUAUAGUAUUGAGUGUUACAGGAAUACUAUCCUAUUUUGUGAUAAAGAAAUUAAAUAUGUUACAUGUACCUAAAUCAUGUUAUGAUAAUGAAUUCCUGUUUAGGUGUACAAGUACAUGACAUGAACUAUUUCAAUACUUAAUUAUUUUUAUCAAAUUCAACUACGCAAUUACUGUAAAAUAUAUAAACGCAUUCAUUUGUGUUGUUGCGGAUGUGUUACUUUAACUCUUAUUAAAUGAUUAGGUUAUUAUUACUAAUAAUAUUCCAAAAAGUGUUCACAUGUAUGUUCUGCCUACCUACUUGCUUACCUACCCGUGAGCUGAUUCCGUAGUCGUUAUACCUUAGUAAGUUUGUAUACUAUAACAAAAAUACAAUUCUAGUUCCUUUUGUAUAGAUUUUAAUACAAUACCCGUGUUAGCAUAUUAAUUAUUUGUUUUAGUAAUAAAUAAAUUAUUCAAGCAAAAAGUGAUUCUGUGUACUUAUAAUCAUAAGUCGGUAUGAUUUUUGAAACAGAAACAAUGUUAAUAAAAUUUAUUUCAAACUUAAAUGUUUUUGUUUAACUACAAUAUUUUGAAUAUUUCAAACGACGUGCGAUUUAUUCAAGUGACUGUAAAAAAUAUAACGAUCUGUUAAUGAAAAUAAUAAAUGUAAAUUUUGUUUCUUUUCUCCUUCGCUCUAGGCAUCUUUUCAAAUGGUAAGUACCUAUGUAUCUAGAGCCGAUUAAAUAAUUUGACUUAGAAAAAUGUAGCUGUUGCACAGAUUGGUGUAUAUAGGGAUAUAUAUGUCUGUACAUGGACCAUCUGUUCUUCUUUCAGAAUUCACAACAAAAUCUAUGUGCAGCAGUGAGCUUUCUUGCUUUGUCGAUGUUGAAAAACAAAAAAAUCUGUAUUCUCUUAC
This is a messenger RNA of Plutella xylostella (diamondback moth), 4147 nucleotides long. RefSeq names its product apterous A (gene Bmap-A). Gene Ontology annotation, biological process: neuron differentiation; regulation of transcription by RNA polymerase II. Gene Ontology annotation, cellular component: nucleus. The record is from RefSeq and is a predicted model, not a curated record. Gene Ontology annotation, molecular function: RNA polymerase II transcription regulatory region sequence-specific DNA binding; DNA-binding transcription factor activity, RNA polymerase II-specific. NCBI's taxonomy places the organism in Eukaryota, Metazoa, Arthropoda, Insecta, Lepidoptera, Plutellidae.